UUCUCCAGGACUCUGACAUGUCGGCAUCGCUUGCGGAGAAGCUUCAGAUCCCGGAGGGCUUGCAGAAGGGGUGGAGCGAGGACCACUGCGAGACGUGCGCCACUCACCUGGACCAGCUGAAGCAGGACGCCAUCGCCAUGGUCCAGUCCCUGGACGAGGCCCAGUCCAACCCCGGCAGUGCACCCCUGGGCAACCUCUCCUCCAUUGUGGGAUCCAGGAACAUCGCCGCCUUACAGCGCGGCGGCCACCUGCCCACGCUCAACCCGUCCUCGCACCACCGCGCCACGGGCAGGCACGCGCAGGGGAAGCAGCAGUACCCGGCCCACAGCAUGCUGCCUGUCAGGACCUCACCCUCUGCCGUGGCAGCACACGCACAGCAGCUCCUGGAGGACAACUGGAGCGUCUCCAAGCUGGGCUUCCAGCAUCCACACCUCACACAGACCCAGGCCAGCGUGGGGAGCAGCCGUAGCAGCGUGUCAGAGAUCGCCACGAGGUCCGUCGCGGCAAGUUCUCGGAUCUACCCGACGCCAUCCUCCGCCGGGUCCGUUGGCGGGACGUCAGCAGCAGCGUCAUUUUUCGCCAGGGCUGCCCAGAAGCUCAACCUGGCCUCUAAGAAGAAGAAGAAGCACGCCCCGGAGCCGCAGCCCGAGCUGCCCAUCUUCCCCACCAACUUCAGCGACCUCCUGAAGGCCAGUCCGCCAUCCGUGCCACCAUGCUUCCUCCGCACCAGCAGCAAGAGGGACAACCUGGGCGUGGGCAAGGUAAAGGUGAUGCUACGCGUGUGUCCGACGGGCGAAGACAUUGCCAACUCCUCCCUCAUGGUCGACCAGCGGAGGAAACAGGUGACCCUGUAUGACCCCUCCCUCAACGGCGUGUCGCACCGGAGGAUGGCUGUGGCGGCGCCCAAGAUGUUCGCUUUCGAUGCCAUAUUCUCAGAGGAUGCCUCUCAGGUUGAAGUGUGUUCAUCAGCACUCUCUGACAUCCUCCAGUCUGUAGUUGGUGGGGCGGACGGCUGUGUUUUCUGCUACGGACACUCAAAACUUGGAAAAACGUACACCAUGGCUGGAAACGAUGACGACAGUCAGAGCCUGGGGAUCAUUCCCAGCUCCAUAGCCUGGCUCUUCAGGCUUAUCAACGAGCAGAAGCAGAAGACGGGAGCUCGCUUCUCGGUGCGUGUGUCGGCAGUGGAGGUGUAUGGCAAGCAGGAGAACUUGAGAGACCUGCUCUCUGAACAGGCAACAGGAAGUACAGGCAGCAAAGAGACAUCCCCGGGUGUUUACCUCUGUGAGGAUCCUGUUUUUGGCAUCCAGCUUCAGAACCAGAGUGAGCUGAGAGCACCCACGGCAGAGAAGGCUGCCUACUAUCUGGAUGCCGCCCUAGCUGCCAGGAGUACUGCCAGGACACCCACGACAGAAGAACCUGAGGAGGAAAACAGGAACUCACAUCUCCUCUUCACCCUGCACAUCUACCAGUACAGGAUCGACAAGUCAGGCAAGGGUGGAGUUGCUGGUGGAAGAAGCCGGUUGCACCUGAUCGAUCUCGGCAGCGGAGAGAAGUCCAGCGGGAAAGCCUCUGGGAGCGUCGCCCUGACUCUCUCAGCACUGGGGAACGUCAUCCUUGCCCUGGUCAAUGGAGCCAAGCAUGUGCCUUACAGGGAGAGCAAGAUCACCCGGCUCCUUAGCGAGUCCUUGGGGAACCUUAACUGCCGCACCACGAUGCUCGCGCACGUCUCUCCCAAGGCGGCCCACUACAGCGAGACCCUCCAGACCGUCCAGCUGGCGUCCAGGAUACAUCGCAUGAGGAAGAAGAAAGCAAAGUACUCAAGCUCAUCUGGUGGAGAGAGCUCGUGUGAGGAGGGUCGCAUCAGGAGACCACACUUCCGCCCGUCUAGGCCACUCAUAUCGGAAACUGUCCGGGAAGACACCACGACAGGCCUUGGUAUCAGUGACAAGGACGACGUCUCCAGCAGCGAGCAGUCCUGCGACACAGUCAUCUACGUGGGCCCCAACGGAGCUGUGCUGAGCGACAGAGAGCUGACAGACAACGAGGGUCCCCCCGAGACUGUACCAAUCGUACGUAGGGACUAUAAGCAGCAGAGAAAAGAAUGUCAGAUCGUUGAGGAGGACUGUGAAACAGAGAGCAAACCGGCACCAUCAUCGUCACCCCUGUUCAGCCCUGACACAGAGAACAGGAGAAACCUGUACAUCGAGGAGGAAAACAAGGAGAACGAACCCAGCCAGCUUGUUUAUGAGAAACCUGCAGAGGAAAGAAUGGAGCAGGAAUCUGCCAGGGAACAGCAGGACAUAGUCCUGGAACCCAUCACGGACAAUGGCAGCGAUUAUGACUUCGUUUGCGAAGAAGCUGACGCUGAGAAAGACUCCAGACCAGAAGAGUCUGCGCCCUCUCCUCAGAACAAUCUUGAGGAAGAAUUGCCUCCCUUGGAUCUCCCCGAGCCUACCUCAUCUCUUCCCGAGCCUCUCAGCGAAGCCACUGAGUUCCUGGACUCCUUGUUGAAGAACGAGGAUCUCUUCACCUCCUCUGAAUCCAUCUCAAACAUCCAGAACAGCGGGGAGCAGACGCUGUCCUCUCUGGAUGAUGGCAGUGAGUACAAAUCCAACUCUGUGCUACUGAAUGGGAACGUGCACCAGUACUACUCCAUUGUGCCAACGUUUGAGGAUGAAAGUGACGAUGAAGGGUUCACUCCGCCUACCAAGCAGCCAACAAAUGAAGAAAAAGCUGCAGAAUCUGAUUCUAACUCCUUGACAGAAACCUUGGCCCAGCUAGAAGCAUUUCUGACUAAAGAGGAUUUAAUGGAGGAGACUAUACAACCCAAAGAUGAGGCAUCAGCUCCAAAGCCUGUACCUUCUCCGAGAAAAACAUCAAACAAACCAAAGCCAGUUCCCCCUCCCAGGACAAUCACCCUACAGAACAGACCUCCUGACCUGUCGUUCCCGAAACCCCCUGACCUUCCCGUACCACCGGAGCCAGAGGUGACAAAGCGCGUUGAAAGUCGUAACAAGCCCUCCCCGCCCGCCAACCCACACGACUUGGUGUUCAAGUCGUCUGACCUGCCCAUGAGGCUGGAAGACGACAGGUGUUCCCUCGACAGCAUCAGCAUCAACAGUCUCCUGGAUGGUACGGAGGAUGUGAAGGAUGAGGGGAGAACCUCGCCAGAUGGUGAGUUGGAACGAUUCCCCUUUGAGGAUGACAUUCCCCUGGAUGCCACAACAGACAUCUUGGGGAGAAAGUUCGAUGGUGCUCCUUCCAGACCUCCAGACCUUAUCAGUGACCUUGGAGAUGCCGACGACCUGCAGAAAUUUGACAAGAAGGACAGACCUGUCAGUGGGGUCAGCGAGGACAGUGUCAGUUCCACUAAGGUGGUGUUGCCCGAAUCCCGCCCGCUGAGCAUGCUCAGUCAGGACUCUAUUGAGCUGUAUGUACCCCCACCCCCUCCCAACGCUCAGGUUUCACUCAGAGCAACCUACACACCACCAACAAACGUCACCGCCUUAACAAAGGAAAAACUGGAAGCUCUCGACGAUGCAAGCUUCUCCCUGGGCGAGAGAAGACCAUCUGAAAGUUCGAGCAAGAGCAACAAGUCAGUGGCAAAUACGAGACAGAACAUGAGACUUGGGAAAAGGACAUCUUCAAGUAGUAGUUUGAGAAGUACCGGAAGCCAUAGCGCUCAGAGUAGGAACCAUGCUACCUCACAGAGUAGUAAGUUGUCAUCAUCACAUCGAACAGAACUCAAGUCAAACAUAAGUGUGCAUUCCAGAAUAACACCCAAGUCUGUGAAUGCUCUGUCACGUUCUCAUGCUGGAAGCACUGGAAGUGUCAAACCGUUGGAGGCUAGCAUCUGUAGAGUACCCUCCUCUUCAUCUCUGUCCAAACAGUCAGUAAGGUCAAACAGAACAAGGGAGCUAGCUCUCACAAGAACUGCUAGUGAUGGCUCAAAUUCAGAUGGUGCGAGAAGCACAGCCAGUGAGAGGUUACCGGGCAGUAGGCCUGUCAUUCGACCCAAGGGAUCAGCAUGUUCACUCCCUGGAUCUCCAACGAAACUCACAAAACUCAGCAGACCCACCCCUGCAGGGUUAGCAAGGGAGGACAGUAGGCCAAUCACACCACCAUCAAAAAUACCUGGGAAACCCAGCCCACCCCCAAAGCCAAGCCAGCUGCCCAAACCGUCAUCCAGCAGCAGCCCUGUGUCGUGGGUUCCAUGCUCUACCUCAUCCUCCAGAUCUGCUGCAAAAUCAGCUCCAAAAGCAGAGCAAAAGCCGCCCAAGCCUCCUCGAAUCAGCAGCCUCGGUGAUGCCAGAUUGCGAUCUGGAAGUGCCUCCUCGAAAGCCAGCAUGUCCUCUGCCAGAGAUGCUGUCUCUGCGAAAAACAGGUUACCCUCACGAUCAGCCAGCACCAGUGGACUGUCUGCAGGAAACGUUUCUGCAAAGCCGGCCAAGGCAGGUUCCAAGUUGCCUGUUCCCAGCAGCGCUCGGUCAGGAAAGCCCCUCCCAUCUUCAUCCAGCAAGUCUUCGCUCCAGUCAUUCCAGCCCUCCAACAGGUCAGCCCAGCAGCCUGCUGGCAAGGCAGGCAGCUCGUCUGGCAAAGCCUCCACCACGAGCGGUAGAACAGGGCAGAAGGCAACACAGGCACUGCAGAGCAGGACGGCCAACCUCCCCUCUCGGAAGGACUCUGCUUCGAAAGUCAACAACACGAGGGUGUCUGAACUGUCCAAGGAAAGCCCGGCCAAAAUUCGGUUGUCCACGGACUCUGACAGUGGUAACGACAGUGGGAUCCAGAUUGGUGACGAGAAGUCGCCGAAGCCCAUGAACCUGGUGUCUCCCUACUCCACAGUAACAGCACCCAGACCCUCCCACCGCUCGAGUAGUGGGCAUGGUAGUGAUGCCAGCUCCAUCCUCAGUGGUGACAUCCCCCCUCCCAUGAAGCCCAGCGUCCUCAACUCUGCCAGCGGUGCCAGCAGCGGCUACGAGAGCAUGAUGCGUGACAGCGAGGCAACAGGAAGUGCUUCGUCCAACCACGACUCGAUGAGUGAAAGCUCCUCUGGCCGUAUCAAAACCUCCAGGAACCUGAAGAAACGAUUGGCACAAGGUUCCAGAAAUCGGCGUAUGGUCCCCCCACGUCCGUCAGACAGCCCUUCCCUGUCCAGGAAAGCGCUGGGCUCGCCCAAGUGGGUGGACGUGCGCCCAGGAGACAGACCUCAGCACGACAUGGUGGAACUGAAGGUGUACGAAGUGGACGACAUUGAGAGACUGGCAAAGAGACGGCUGGAUGGAGGAGAGGGAGGAACACAGUUUAACGCAAAGACCCGAGCGAUGGAGCGACGGAACGCUAAAGUCACCGAGCUCCGCCGGAGACAGCAGGAGUUGAAGGAAGAACUGUCACUGGCCAAGAAGCGACUCAUGAUCGACAGCAAGAAGUGGAAUUUUGAUUGUAAAGUAGAAGAAGAGAUGGACUGGGACGACCCCAACUACCUAGAGGCCUUGGAAGACGAAACUGAGCGGCUGGAAAAACGAGUCAACGUCUGCAAGUCACACAUCAUGAUGGUUACAUGCUUCGACGUCAAGAUCUAGAAGGGAGACGGGUUGUUUGACUCGUCAUGUCGGGGCUCCUGUUUUUAACACCUGUACAAAGAUUUGAGUUUAUUUGUAAGAAAGUUAGUAUGUCCUGAGGAUGAAGUAUUACAGGGACAUAAACUGGGAAGGAAGCACUCGUGCACUUUAACGCAAACAAGCAUGAGUAUAAGUAGAGUCUAAGUGAUAGGAAAUGUACUUUUCUGAUUUUAUCCUGGAAUGAAACUGUGUACAUCGCUCUGGCUGGGGUCUUUCCCUGUCCAACACUCGUGUGUGGAACAUUGUAAGAAACCAAGAUAUGAAACCGCUUGUAAUGUAAAUGUAAGUACCCAUCUUGUAAAAAUUGUAAAUGUGUGACUGCAGUCCUGCAGAAAAAAGGCCUGAACUGCAGCACAGCCAGCAGUGUUUGUGAGUUUGAAGGGAGUCCCCUGUCUCAUUGUUGUUGAACUGCAGGUGCUGUUUGAAAACUGUUCAUGGUGCUGUUUCUUGUUGUUGUUUCUUUCUUUAAUAAGGCCUGACGUUCGUUCGGUAAACAGUAAUCCACUGGGGCAGAAUUUGUGCCUGUAAUUUGUACACAAGUGAUUGUUGUUGCCAAGUGUUAACGGGAGGGCCACAUACCCAGGACGCAUCAUAUAGGAACAUGAAAAAAUGAGGAAAAGUGGAAAUAACAUGUACAUAUAAAUGUAUUAUUUUUGUAGCAGCUAAACAUAUUGUAUGUGCCCUAAAGUAAAAUGUAGCGAUAGCAAGGCUAUGUUAUUGUAUGUGUUUUCUUCUCUUUUUUUUUUUUGGCAACUUUACAACAUUUCUUGCUUGAUGCUAUCAACAUUUAAUUAUGGUUUGUGAGCCAUAUCAACUGAUCGAUGAAUGUCAUUGAUUACUGCAUAGCUCUAGGUGUGUGCAAAUUGAAAAGCACAAUCACAAUGUUGGACAAGAAAUGGCGAGUGAUCGUCAUCAGAAGAAAUAGGUGUGAUUUGUGGAGGAAGGAAGGCCAGUAUUUUGUCCACUAUACUCAGCCAUAGAUGGCUGUGAUGUGCUGUUGUGUACCAUGUGUGUUUACCUUAGCUUACCUAACAUUAUUCUGAUCAUGCCCUGAUGAUUGCACAUCAUCAACUCCAGGCCAAACAAUUACAAACAGAAUCACGAAGCCCAAUUUGGGCUCCUUUUUAACCUAUGCAAGUUUUUCUUGCAGUUUUACAGGUUUUUAUACAGCUUCUCAAAUCUGGUUAAAGUGGAUUUUGACAGGAUGAAUUCCCUGAACUGUUUUUACACAUAAUGUAAAUGUAAAGGAAUUUGAAGUGCUUGCUGUAUCUCAUACCUGUGGAAAUGUAUGGUAUUAAGAUUGUUUAAUGCAUCAGAAUUGAUCCUCAUACACAUGGCUAUGAUAAGGCUAUACAGCAUGUUUUUAACGUGUAUAUCUACCGCUGUUGACAGUGUCUGUAUGGCUUAAGUGUUUGUUUAUCCUUACCUCAGAAUGCUUGUUUUUAAAGCAUUUUAUAACAGCACUGCACAGAUGGGACACUGUACCAUAUGUCAUCUGUAGCAUAGCGACACUUUAUUAGUGUACCCACCUUUUAUAUAUAGACCUAAGUAUUUUUACCCACAAAUUUUUGCCUUUUAAUCUAAUUUUUGUAUUUAAAGAUCUUGAAAUCCCUUUUGUACAAUCAGUCAUGCUAUGACGUUCUUUUGACGUUAAUAUUUAAUGAAAGCUAUGUACUUUGGUUUUGUUGUUUGAAGAGAGCCUUGGACUGUAAACAAGACUAACACAGUCUGUUGGAUGACUUGUAAACCUUUGCAGAUGGAAGUCAUUGAGAUGUCAGAAGGCACUAUAUACAUCAUUAAAAUACAAGUAUACUUCA
This is a messenger RNA of Branchiostoma belcheri (Belcher's lancelet), 7441 nucleotides long. RefSeq names its product kinesin-like protein KIF26A. Bases 18 to 5585 code for a protein of 1855 amino acids. The record is from RefSeq and is a predicted model, not a curated record. Gene Ontology annotation, molecular function: microtubule binding; ATP binding; microtubule motor activity. Gene Ontology annotation, biological process: microtubule-based movement. The transcript is spliced from 15 exons. Lineage: Eukaryota; Metazoa; Chordata; Leptocardii; Amphioxiformes; Branchiostomatidae.